AUAUGUUCCACAAAAUGAGAGUAUACAAAUUGUGAAUAAGGAAGAGAAGGGGAAGGUGGUGGAGGAGUGUGUCUUCCAAACUGUGUUCUUCCUGAGAGUCAGAUUCUGAUUUUUAAGCUCUGGGUAGAGCCUGACAGUGUGCCUUUUUAAACUGGCUCGGGGUGCUGCAGCUGCUCGUGGUACAGGGCUUACACUAAGCAUAGCCAAGAUUUGUAAAAACAAAAACAAAAAACGAAUUGUAUUAGGAAUGAAGAACAGAGAAAUGAGAAGAGAGAGAGAGAGAGAGAGAGAGAGAGAGAGAGAGAGAGAAAGAGAGAGAGAGAGGAUGUGAAGAUAAAGGGAAGGAAAUGGAGGGAGGUAAAGAAAAGAGAAAAGAUAGGUUUACUUAGUGUUAGACAAUAGUGCAAUAGGAAGGGAAAGGGAAGCCGGGCGGUGGUGGUGCACGCCUUUAAUCCCAGCACUCGGGAGGCAGAGGCAGGCGGAUUUCUGAGUCAGGACAGCCAGGACUACACAGAGAAACCCUGUCUCGGAAAAAAAAAAAAAAAAAAAAAAAAAAGAGAGAAAGGGAUGGAGUGCAAAAAAUUAAUUCUUUAAAUGAGUAGAAACAAAGAAAACGAAAAGGCUGAAGUGAGGCAGCAUCUUAAAGCUAUCUCUCUUGAGCAUAUGAGGACGAAGUUUAUCGCUCCUUAAGAACCCAAAUUCAAUAGUCAUAUAGUCUAGGUUCUAGCGCACGCUGGCGCUAGGCAAUGGGCGGGGCCCCGGAUGUAGCUCAGGGGGCGGUGCUUGCGUUCGGGGGGGCGGGGCCACCCCAGGUCUGCGGACCGGGCCUUGCGUCCUCCUCCGUCUCAGGGGGCGGAGCCUGGUCUCUAAAUUGGCGCCUCUGAGUGGCUAAGCGGCAGCUCGGAUUGGCGGCUUUUGAACCCGGAAGCACUAGCGGGCGCUCGGAAGCGGCAGGAGCGCGGGCCUUGGCUCGCUCGCUGCGGCUGCGGGAUGGUUGGCGGUGGCGGGAAGCGCCGGACGGCCGGGGCGGGACCGCAGUGUGAAAAGACAGUUGAGGUGAAGAAGAGUAAGUUUUCUGAGGCUGAUGUCUCCAGUGACCUUCGAAAAGAAGUGGAAAAUCUUUAUAAGCUUUCACUGCCUGAAGAUUUCUAUCAUUUCUGGAAGUUCUGUGAAGAGCUUGAUCCUGAAAAGCCAGCUGAUGCGCUUGCCACAAGCCUGGGUCUUCGGUUAGUGGGUCCUUAUGAUAUCCUUGCUGGGAAACAUAAAAUGAAGAAAAAACCCACAGGCUUGAACUGUAAUCUUCACUGGAGGUUUUACUAUGACCCUCCUGAGUUCCAGACCAUUAUUAUUGGAGAUAAUAAAACUCAGUACCACAUGGGGUAUUUCAGGGAUUCUCCUGAUGAACUUCCUGUAUACGUGGGUACAAAUGAAGCAAAGAAAAAUUGUAUAAUUAUUCAAAAUGGAGACAAUGUGUUUGCUGCCAUCAAAUUAUUUUUAAUGAAAAAACUCAAAGAAGUAACAGAUAGAAAGAAAAUUAGCAUUUUGAAAAACAUAGAUGAAAAACUCACAGAAGCAGCCAGAAAACUAGGAUACUCACUGGAACAGAGAACCGUGAAGAUGAGACAGAGAGAUAAGAAGGUUGUGACAAAGACUUUUCAUGGUGCAGGCUUGGUUGUUCCAGUAGAUAAAAAUGAUGUUGGUUACCGAGAGCUCCCUGAAACAGAUGCUGACCUUAAGAGAAUCUGCAAGGCAGUUGUCGACGCUGCAAGCGACGAGGAGAGACUGAAAGCAUUCGCUCCCAUUCAGGAGAUGAUGACUUUUGUGCAGUUUGCUAAUGAUGAGUGUGAUUAUGGCAUGGGGCUGGAAUUAGGAAUGGACCUCUUUUGCUAUGGCUCUCAUGUGAGUAAAGCUCCUCCUUCUGCAGUACUGAAUACACAAACUCACGGUUACUUAUCUUCUCAACUCCAGCUGCCGAGGGGGGGAUCCAGCUCCUAUUUCCAAACCUUUGGAAGUGAUUUGAAAGUAAAAGUUCUAAAACGAUUUGAAAUCUUAUAUUGAGGCAAAGGUGAAUAAGCAGAAUUACUUCCUCAAUGUCAUAUUGAACUCAGCUUGUGUAUCGGUAUCUCGGGGGCGCCAUCUUUGCGGGGUCUGGAUAGGCUUGUGGAUAUGGAUGUGGAAAUGUAUAUGCCCCUUUCUUUUGUUUUUUUUUGGGGUGGGUGUCAUCUACUACCACGUCUUAAAUACUGUUUUCAAGUAUUUUAAUUAAAAUAUUGGAGCUAGUAGUCUAUCAUUGACCCUUUCCCACCUGUAAAAUUGCCUUCUCAUGGGCACAUGCAUGCUCCUCACUGUACCUUUGGUAAGCCACUGCUAGGGCACCAUCUCCAGGCUCCCAAUGGCAGCCCCAUUCCAGUGUCUAAGUAAAGGAUUCACAAACUGCAGAUGCUUGGGAGCCACCGUAGUUAGUAUUAAUGCAAACUAUAUGAGUAGGUCAGAGGUGUGGCCCUGCUGUCAUUAACAUUGCCAUGUGGCAAGAAUGCCACCACUUUAUAGACUAUCCUGAGGAGCAAGACUAAGCCAGCAUGCAUCAGUCAUCCAGACGAGACGGCUUUGAUCACAGGUUAGUGUUUCCUUGUCCCCCACUUUGAAUUACAGGGUGGUUCCUGACAAACUGAUCCGACUGGUCAAGAACCCUGACUGAGACCCCUGUUUAAAGCAUCAUAUGGCCCCUUUCUUCCUGGCUUCUAGUUAUCAGUAAAAAGUGUCCAAAGUGUUACACAAGCAGAAUGAUAUAGUUGUCACAAAGGACCUAACCAUAAAUGCCAUUGAUGAAGUAGGUAUUAAAAAAAAAAAAUUACAUGAGAAAUGAAAAGAUGUGGUACACUGAAUACGUGCUUAAAUAAAUGCUAGUUCUCACAAAAGAAUGUUACCGGGUUUCCUGCUAGGGUGUAUGUAAAAGCAAUGCUGUGAAACCAUUCAGUAAACCUGAGCCUGAACUCUAAGCAGGAAAGAAAUGCUUACAUGGUAGAGAAUGAGCUGAGACUAAAGGGGAGGAGCUGGAGAGAUGGCUCCGUGGGGUAGAACACCCAGAGGGACCCAGUUCUAUUAUAAGCAUCCACAGGCACUCACAAGUCAAAUAUGUGGUGCACAUUUAGGUAAAAGACAUAUGUAAAAUUGUUUAAAAAAUGAUGAAGAGAUUUGUAACCUCAUAUUUGUCAUACCUAUUACAAGGUCUAUUAAAAAGUCUUAACUAAUACAAAUAGUUAAGAAGAAAGCAUUUAAUGGAACUUUGGGACAAAAAUGUUGAUAAAAUUAAUGGACCAUGAGAAACUUCAAUUUGUAAUGCCUCUGAGCUCCUUUCAGGACUUGGUGAACAGUUGUCUUUAGGGCAGAAGAGCAGGGACAUGGCCCAUGUUUAGGGCCAACUGGGUGGACUUUGUUGCACAGGUGUGUUCCCAUGUAUUUUUCAGCUGUACCUGCCAUUUUCUCACCCUGAUGUUAUGUUCUUUGCUUUUUAGUAUUUUCACAAAGUUGCUGGUCAGCUUUUACCUCUUGCGUAUAAUCUAUUGAAGAGGGAUCUGUUUGCAAAAAUUAUUGAAGAUCAUCUGGCAAGCAGAAGUGAAGAGAACAUAGACCAGCUUGCAGGAUGAACAAGCUGCCCUGUUAGUGCAGUGCUUUGAAGUGGGACCAGCAGACGGGGCUUUGUUUUUAAGGAAUGGAGAAAUAAAUAAUGGGAAUUUUAUUAAAAACUUUA
Mus musculus (house mouse) is the source of this 3751-nucleotide messenger RNA. RefSeq names its product histone PARylation factor 1 (gene Hpf1). The transcript has 7 exons. Lineage: Eukaryota; Metazoa; Chordata; Mammalia; Rodentia; Muridae. Gene Ontology annotation, biological process: DNA damage response; double-strand break repair; DNA repair. The record is from RefSeq and is a predicted model, not a curated record. Bases 991 to 2058 code for a protein of 355 amino acids. Gene Ontology annotation, molecular function: protein ADP-ribosyltransferase-substrate adaptor activity; histone binding; chromatin binding. Gene Ontology annotation, cellular component: chromatin; nucleus; site of DNA damage.